Molecule: messenger RNA, 955 nt
Organism: Uloborus diversus
Lineage: Eukaryota; Metazoa; Arthropoda; Arachnida; Araneae; Uloboridae
Product: adhesive plaque matrix protein-like
Exons: 2
Coding region: 82-426 (114 amino acids)
Source: RefSeq, a predicted model, not a curated record
GAACAAACGAAGGUAUAAAAGGUGAAAAUCCAUCUCAGGUUAUUUUUGUUUCACAUUGGACGACUUAGUCAUUGUGUGAAAAUGAAAUAUUUUGUGGUGUUGCUGGUUUUGUCCUUGGCUACCGCCGCUUGGUGUAUCAGCUCGACUUACUAUGAUCCCAAUUACGGUUACGGCUCUGGUUUGAACAACUACUACAAGCCUUCAUAUUCUACUUACAAGCCUUAUUACGAACCUGCAGUUGGAUACAGACCAUAUCAAGGAUACGAUACAAGUUACGGCUAUGAUUAUUUGCCUGCUUAUUCCACUUAUCAGCCUUAUUACGCCUAUAGACCGUUUUACAGGCCUUAUUACGGCAUGCUAUAUAAUCCUUAUUACUUCGGAAGCUACAAGCAUGGAAUUCGAUAUUAUGGCUCUGAUAAGAAAUAAAUAAAUAUCUUCGUGCUGAAGUGUAGCAGAUAACUAAAUAACCCAUGAAAUGUCUAAAUUUGCGAAAAAAUUGCAGACACGUGUUUCAGGGUUACAAAUAGCUUCUUUUUAGAUGCAGAAGAGGUGAGGUUAUGGCUUUUGUCGGAUGUCUUUUUAUCCAUAAGCUUAUUUCUUUUGCAAUGAAAAAGGGGUUCCUUGUAAAACCGAAACGCCCGUCUUCAAUUUCUUUUUUGAAUUUAUGCAUUCUAUUCGUUGUUUUAUUAUCUAAUAUGGCUUUGAUACUUGAACUGCAAACAGCUGAUGUUUAUUUGUUUCAGUUUAGUUGUAUAUGUAUGAUGAUUUUACAGAGUUUUGUGAUAAUGUUGAUUUAUGGCAUGAGAACUAUCAACAAUGUUUGAAUCUUCUACUGAAAAUUAUUUGUAACAUUUGCUUGUUCGCAGAUUUAAUUUUGGUAAUGGAUAUUCCAAACAUUUUGCAAAUGUCGAAAGCAACAUAUAUAUUUAAAUUAAAAUAUUCUAAUUCAUUAACG